GCGGAGAAGUUGAGCCAAACUAUUGCUAAGGAAAUGAGUGGUAAUCAGCGGAAGCCGUCAUAUAUUAUCCGCAAAACCCAAUUGUCUGACUGCGAGGAAGUCCGACAGAUCUGGAAUUCAGUCGGGUUUCAGAUCUUCAGGUUUGGCAAUGAAGUGAUGCUCCAAACGGAUCCAAACGGCAUAUUUGUGGCUCAGGACACCGAUUCCGGUCAAAUAUUAGGCGCCUGUAGUGGUGUUAACCUCUCUCCUAACCUGUCGUUUGUGGGCCAGUACGCGGUCCGACAUGAAUACCAAGGGUUAGGCAUAGGAAAGGCACUCUUUGAUACGGUUUCGGAACACAUGGGCGACAGGAAUGCCUCACUAUUUGCUGCCAAUCAGAAGAUGUAUGAGACCUAUCGCGACAAAAAUGGAUACAAAGCUGUUCCCCAAAAACGUAUACUUCAUAUGAAAGGACCGUUUAGUCCAAAGGGUCUCAUCGAUAGUAUUGAUGGCAUCUCUUUGGUUGCCAUC
Messenger RNA from Oppiella nova, 510 nucleotides. NCBI's taxonomy places the organism in Eukaryota, Metazoa, Arthropoda, Arachnida, Sarcoptiformes, Oppiidae. The record is from the annotation of a GenBank genome assembly.